CCGAAGUUACUAUAUCAGAACUCCUUCCGAGGUAUAAGGAGCAUACCUCUAAUAACUCAAUUGCCGUGAACCCAUUGUUAUGUUUCUGGUACUAAGCAUCUCUCCAGCUGCAGAUUGACUGCAAUGUUCUUUCUACUUCAUUUCAUCGUCCUGAUGGAUGUCAAAGAUUUUGCAUGGACUGAAGGCAGUUCAAUCACGUCUUUGUGCCCCAAAGGAUAUUUUCCCUGUGGGAAUGUGACCCAGUGCUUACCCCGUGCUUUUCACUGUGACGGUGUAGACGACUGCGGGAACGGAGCCGACGAGGAGAACUGUGGAGACACUAGUGGAUGGGCGACUAUAUUUGGCACAGUCCAUGGAAAUGCUAAUAAUGUGGCAUUAACACAGGAGUGCUUUUUAAAUCAGUAUCCACAACGCUGUUACUGCAAAGAAACGGAGUUGGAUUGUAUAAAUGCUGGUUUGACGUCUGUGCCAACUGUUUCCAGCAAUGUGACUUUACUGUCUCUUAAGAAAAACAAUAUUCACAGUCUUUCAGAUAAAGUUUUCAUCAAAUACACAGAACUUAAAAAGAUAUUCCUUCAGCACAAUCGUAUUAGACAUAUAUCCAGGAAAGCAUUCUUUGGAUUACAUAAUCUGCAAAUAUUGUAUCUCAACCACAACUGCAUUACGACUCUCAGCCCUGGAGUAUUCAGAGACUUACACCGGCUAACGUGGCUAAUUCUGGACGACAAUCCCAUAACCAGAAUUUCACAGCGGUUGUUUGCUGGAUUAAAUUCCUUGUUUUUCUUGUCUAUGGUAAAUAACUACUUAGAAGCCCUUCCCAGGCAGAUGUGUGCCAACAUGCCUCACCUCAACUGGCUGGAUUUGGAAGGCAAUGGUAUAAAACACCUUACGAAUUCAACCUUUCUGUCGUGCGGUUCCCUCACGGUGCUGUUUCUGCCUAGAAAUCAAAUUGAUAUUGUUCCAGAGAAGACAUUUUCUUCAUUAAAAAAUUUAGGAGAACUGGACCUCUCUAGCAAUCUGAUAAUGGAGCUACCACCUCACAUUUUCAAAGACCUGAAGCUUCUACAAAAACUGAAUCUGUCGUCCAAUCCACUCUUGUAUCUCCACAAGAACCAGUUUGAAAGUCUUAAACAACUUCAGUCUCUAGACCUGGAAAGGAUAGAGAUUGCCAGUAUAAGCACACGGAUGUUUCAGCCCAUGAAGAAUCUCUCUCACAUUUAUUUCAAAAACUUUCGAUACUGCUCCUAUGCUCCCCAUGUCCGAAUAUGUAUGCCCUUGACUGACGGCAUUUCUUCAUUUGAGGACCUCUUGGCUAACAAUAUCCUCAGAAUAUUUGUCUGGGUUAUAGCUUUCAUAAUCUGCUUUGGAAAUCUUUUUGUCAUUGGCAUGAGAUCUUUCAUUAAAGCUGAAAACACGACUCACGCGACGUCCAUCAAAACCCUUUGUUGUGCGGACUGCCUGAUGGGCGUUUACUUGUUCUCCAUUGGCUUUUUUGACCUCAAAUACCGCGGGCAGUAUCAGAAGUACGCCUUGCUGUGGAUGGAGAGCUUGCAGUGCCGUCUGCUGGGCUUCCUGGCCAUGCUCUCCACCGAAGUCUCCGUCCUGCUGCUCACGUACUUGACUUUGGAGAAGUUCCUGGCUGUUGUCUUCCCCUUCAGUAACAUUCGUCCUGGCAAAUGGCAGACCUCGGGCGUCCUCAUUGGCAUCUGGAUUGUGGGAUUUUUGAUAGCUGCGAUUCCCUUUUGGAAGGAGGAUUAUUUUGGAAACUUUUACGGGAAGAACGGAGUAUGUUUCCCACUUUAUUAUGACCAAACAGAAGCCAUUGGAAGCAAAGGGUAUUCUCUUGGGAUUUUCCUAGGUGUGAAUCUGCUGGCUUUUCUCAUCAUUGUGUUUGCCUAUACUAUUAUGUUCUGUUCCAUUCAAAAAACUGCCUUGCAGACUUCAGAAGUGAGGAGUCCCACUGGAAGAGAGGUGGCUGUGGCGAACCGUUUCUUUUUUAUAGUGUUCUCUGAUGCCAUCUGCUGGAUUCCCGUAUUUGUCAUUAAAAUUCUCUCCCUCUUGCGGGUGGAAAUACCAGGCUCACUCACUUCCUGGGUGGUCAUUUUUUUCCUUCCGGUGAACAGUGCCUUGAACCCAAUCCUCUACACUCUCACAACCAGCUUUUUCAAGGACACGUUGAAACAGCUGCUGCACAACCAGCGGAGGAAAUCGAUUUUCAAAACGAAAAAAAAAAGUUUGUCCACGUCCAUCGUGUGGACCGAUGACUCCUCUUCACUUAAACUCGGGGUGUUGAACAAAAUACCCCUCGGGGACAAUAUAGUGAAACCACUUUCCUAGCAGUGGUUUUGGAGCCCUGGAUUCCAAUGGAUUGCCUAAACCAAGCACAGCAUUUGGAAGAUGGCAUCUGCCAGGCUUCUUUAGCAACAGCGAACCUUCCUGCACCGGGAGCACAGUGGGACGGCGUCGGGCACUGCCUCCCACGGCCGCCGCCCUGUGUACCAGCGGUGCUGAGAGCUGUCACUCAGGGUUCUUUUCACCCUGACGUGCCUGAAAUGCACACAGUAGGCUGAUAGGCAGCUGAUCUCCAGCUCGUCAACACGGCCAACCUACCAGCAGGUGCCUCACAUUGGCGCUGCAUGGUCUGCUUUUAAAUUGACUUGCGCACUGUCCGUGGAAUAAAGACAGUCACGGCAUCUAAUCCUAGUGUGGCCAUGAUGGCAUAAGCCUAACCUCGCUUUCCUUGCUUCUUCAAUGUCUCAUGAACUAUCAGCAUCCUGCUGAACUGGUGGGAAGGGUUUCUGAGAUGUCCACUCACCUCGAGCCCUGCCAUGUGGAGGCCCGUGGAGUAGCAGCUUUGAAAGCAGAACAAGGUUUUAAGGCUCACACACGACCCGAGAGGCACGCUGACCGGGCACCCAGUACCAUUCGCCUUUUAGGCUUGUACUUGAUGUCAGAUGAGCUGAGAUCUCGAGAUACCUUCCUUAAGACUGCCUGUGCUGCAAAGGAAAACUACGCCACCUGCCAAAAACUAACACAUUUUAAAGUGUGAUUUCUUUAGCGCGGUCUUGCUAUUGCUGGCAAGUUCUGCCUUCACAGAACACGGAUGAGAAGUGUUAAAGGGGAUUUAAGAAUACUGGACUCAAGAUAAAUCCUGUUGUUUUUUUAUUUAAAAAAAGGCCAGUAAGUUCGGAUUCGUUUUUUUGAACAUGGCAAGUACUUGUGAAGGCCUGGACAUGUUUUUAUACUGAAAGUUUAUAUGUGAAAAAGAAGA
Messenger RNA from Phacochoerus africanus (Common warthog), 3271 nucleotides. It is a transcript of the gene RXFP2, whose product is annotated as relaxin family peptide receptor 2. Gene Ontology annotation, cellular component: membrane. The coding region runs from base 124 to 2337 and encodes 737 amino acids. Lineage: Eukaryota; Metazoa; Chordata; Mammalia; Artiodactyla; Suidae. Gene Ontology annotation, biological process: G protein-coupled receptor signaling pathway. The transcript is spliced from 18 exons. Gene Ontology annotation, molecular function: G protein-coupled receptor activity; protein binding. The record is from RefSeq and is a predicted model, not a curated record.